Molecule: messenger RNA, 691 nt
Organism: Polychytrium aggregatum
Lineage: Eukaryota; Fungi; Chytridiomycota; Chytridiomycetes; Polychytriales
Exons: 1
Coding region: 24-683 (219 amino acids)
Source: RefSeq, a predicted model, not a curated record
UGCUCGGGUUGUUCGGGUUGUUCAUGCUGUUCAGGUUGGCUUGCACAGGUGCUGUCAAAGGGCAGCGUCAAGGACUCGGCUGUCGGUGCCACAGUUGGCUCGAUCAGUGGUCCGUCGAUGGAUGCAGGCACAGAAUCGUCGGGAUCGUCGGAAUGGGUGUUGGAUGCAGGACCAAUCGGGUCGCCAUGGGACUGCAAGACACCAUGGUCAUCAUGGGACUGCAGAGCUUGAGGAUUGUCAUGGCUCAGGAAGAAUGCAAAGUCGCCUGGCAUGAAAGUCUCGGCUGUGACACUUGUGCCAUCCGAUUUGCGAGCGAGCCGAUCGCCAGGCAGUAUCUGGGAGCAAGGGAUAUCAUCGGCGUCGUUGUCGUUGCUGCUCGAGGGUGGCUGUCGGUGACUCACUUCAUCGACAUCCAUCAUGUCCAAGUCCGAGUCCGAGUCCGGUGCCUGUGUCGGGGUUGCAGGAGACUCGGGUGUUGGCAAAAGUGUGGCCACAUCCUCCGGGGUCGACGAAACAGGAUGGUUCUGUUUGCAGGGGGAGCAGGCGGUGUCGGGGUUGUUCAGGCUGAAGCCCUGUUCGCCCAUGAGGAUCUCGGUGCGAUGAACAUGGUCAAAGAACUCAGUCCACGAGACAUUGGGCGGUGUCUGGUCAUUUGCAGGCGACAUGGGCUGGUCAUGGGCUGACGAGGCAG